AUGGACUCGGCCAUGGAAAGAGGGGCGAGGAAGGUCGUCAUGGAGAUAGAGGCGGCCUGGAGGAAGAACGAGGACAUCAAACCCAUACCGAUAAGGGAAGGACGUAGCUUCGGACUUGCCCCAUCAGCCCGAAGGAACCUCUCGAGGCGUGCCCGUGACUCCAGGUCAUUGGGAAACGUCCGGAAUUCCCUGGAUCAACCUGCAGUUGCCCGACCCUCAUUACGAUCCGACAACCUUUCCCCUGUAUGCGGCAGUCGGAGGCGCUUUGGUAGAUCCGGCCGUCGACAGGAGCCGAGGACGGCUGUUGGGUCUCGAGAGUCAGUUGGACGAGGCCUUGGAAACAUACAGGGAUUGGAGCUACACGAGGCACGCAGGGCCGUAAUAGAGGCGAAGGCCGAAAACGACCGGCUAGAUAAGUUAUGGAGGGAAACGGAGGCUUACUGGGAAGACCAUUUGAAGAACUCUAUACAGUUGGAGAUAUUGGCCGAGAAUCGCCUCCGGACAUUCGAGGCCAAAAUCCGAAAGAAAAAGGACGAAGGCUUAUCCGAACCAGACCCAGAGGAUUUUAUUCCCCGCAAUUAUUUCGAGAGCGUCUUGGUACAUCUCCGAAAGGUCUAUGCCUUGGUCGCCGUUAAGUGGGACCGGUCUUCCGACAAGAUUGAGGCUCUUCGGGCGUAUGCUGGUCAACUUCAGGCGGCUUUGGAAAGCGCGAUAUCUUUUAUUGUAGAGAUGGGGAAGGAGUACGAUUUUGAGGCAUUGUGGCCUGAGCCCUGUCCGGCCAUGCGAGAUGACCCCACUUCUCCAACUCGCGAAGCCGAACGCAUGAUAUAUGAGAACGACGCUCUAUUUCACGAGUUAGGUCGAGGGUCUUACUAG
This is a messenger RNA of Oldenlandia corymbosa var. corymbosa, 876 nucleotides long. Lineage: Eukaryota; Viridiplantae; Streptophyta; Magnoliopsida; Gentianales; Rubiaceae. The record is from the annotation of a GenBank genome assembly.